Thelazia callipaeda (thelaziosis nematode) is the source of this 634-nucleotide messenger RNA. NCBI's taxonomy places the organism in Eukaryota, Metazoa, Nematoda, Chromadorea, Rhabditida, Thelaziidae. The record is from the annotation of a GenBank genome assembly.
UCUUAUAAGAGUACAUAUAAUAAUUUACUAAUUUAAUAAAAAUUCAAAAUUACAAUGCUUUAGCAAUAAAGAAUUAAAUUCAUCAAACAAAACUGUAAGUUUGGAUGUUACUCAAACUUCACAAGGACCACUUACUACAAGUUAUGUAAUCAAAUCGCAACGGCAAAAACCAAAACAAGCAGUUGCGAUUUAUUUUGCUCCAACAAAACAACGACCCGAAAUGGCGCAAACUGAGAUAUUGUUGUGCAAUCAUGCAGAUUUACCAAUGCUUUUCAAACUUCGUUCUGAUGCACUUUCUAACAUUACGGCUUUACCAGCAGGAAGUGGUUGUAUUCCACCGCGUGCAGAACAACGAUCAGAACUGCAUUCAACAGACAGAAACGAAGAAACAGAAGAAUUACCUUUAACUAAAUUUACAUUUGAACAACAAAAAGAAGCACCAAGUCCUUCAAAUAGAUCAAAACUCGAUGAGCAAUAUUCAAAGACAUCAUCGACAAGUGAAAGCAAAGCCCAAGAAAUCGCAACUGAAAAGUUAGAUAUUUUUGUCAACUGGAUACAACAACAUCCAUUGGAAGCAAUGAUGCUUUUAUUAUUUUUCAUAGCACUUUUUUUUGCAAUUCUUGAUGAAGCAUAA